Oldenlandia corymbosa var. corymbosa is the source of this 3134-nucleotide messenger RNA. Lineage: Eukaryota; Viridiplantae; Streptophyta; Magnoliopsida; Gentianales; Rubiaceae. The record is from the annotation of a GenBank genome assembly.
UUAACGCCGUCAAGUCAAUUGCCGACCACCCUCCUUUUAUUAUCAAAAUCCCCAUUUUCCGUUUCAUAUAAAGAGACGAAAAAAGCCACCAGCUGAGUUCACCCACGUUGACGGAACUCUGAGGAAACGUCUAAAAAAGCGACCUUUCACUACUCCCUCUCGGCAGCAACUCAAGAAUCCGAACAUUUUUUUUUCCCCUCUUUCUCUUUCUAAAAUUCCUACAUAUUUAUUUAUGUAAUCUGUAUUGCUUCUCUCUCUCUCUCUAGAUUCUCCUCUUCCUCUUUUGUGGCUUACCGCCGAAAGGGUUUUCACGGACUCAAGCUCACUCCUACUGCUCAGUGUUCGAUUGCGUGACUUAGCAGUAACCAUGCUGGAAUAGGUGGCGCCCCUUUGCUGCUAGUUAACUUCAUCGACAUUACUUUGAGUAAGCAUGGGGUCUGCAUGUUGCGUAGCUGCCCGGGAUGGAACCGUUACAAAUGGAUCUGCUAGUGAUGUUAUACAUCGUAAUGUCCGGCAUUCUCCAUCUUGGAGUUUUCGCUGGGAUAACAGGGUACGAGUAGUGGGGGAUGAAGGUUCUGUGAAUUGGAUUUCUGAUGGCAGCACUCAUAAUAGUCGAUUCGGUAUUAAACCUGGACCAACUACCGAAACUGCAUAUGCAUCUGAAGAGGGCAGUCCUUUGGAUAGUUUUAGAUCACUUGUGUGGCAGAAGUCUCCAGUUUCUGAAAGUAACAAUGGGAUUCCAGGGCUCCAUUCUUCAGAUCCUCUGACGUCUAGAAAUUCUGCGGACGUGAGUCUGGUUAAGGAGUCUAGCGGUUCACCAGCGGUUUCAUGCCCUUCUCCUGCGAAGAUGUCUCCUUCAGCACCAUCAGUGUCAUCAUUUUCAGCAUCACCUCUCUCAUCUCAAAGCCACCAACUGCCCGCUAGCUCGACUCCAUCAAGAUGGCCUCGCCGUUCUCCUGGACACCAACUGUUACGACAAGUAUCUGAUAGCCUAAUCAAAUCUCCAACCUUGUCAGUUUCUGAAGAAACAUCUUCUUUUGUACUUCCUGGAUGGAGCCACGAUUCAACAAGGGGUUCCCAUGGUGGUUCAUCAGAUAGCUGGUCUACACCUACCUUCCCUGAUCUUGUAACUACUUCCCGCAGGGAAAGGUGGUCUUUUGACAGUGAAACCCUGGGUUUCUGUCGUGAUAAAUUAACUAGAUCUAGUGGUAGAAACAGUUACCAGUUUGAUCUACAAACUUGUGGUAUCUGUGCAAAACUUUUAACUGAGAAAUCUUUAUGGGGCAGCCAGAAAAUUAUACCCACCAAUGAGCUUGCUGUAGUUGCAGUCCUAAUAUGCGGGCAUGUUUAUCAUGCUGAGUGCUUGGAGAAUAUGACGCCUGAAGUUAAUAAGUACGAUCCAGGUUGCCCUGUGUGUACCUUUGGAGAGAAGCAGGCUCAUAAAAUGUCUGAGAAAGCUCUGAGAGCUGAAUUGGAAUCAAAGACUAGAAAGAGGUCUAGAAAUCGCAUUGCUGAUGGUGAUCUUAGCAGUGAUUCUGUUUUCUCUGAGCACCAGAAAAGUAGUGGCCAUGACCGAAGAGGUCCCAAAAUGAGUUCCAGUUCCAGCAUGAAAGGCUUGCCUGGAGUACCGUUCUUGAGGCGACACUUUUCGCUUGGAUCGAAAGGGAGUAGAUCCUUGUCAGAGAAUCAUUCUUCUAGAAAGCGAGGCUUUUUCUGGGCAAAGUCUAGGAAGAAUUGAAGUUGAUUAUCAGUUGAUAUAGGUAAUCUUCAUCUCUGUGUCUUCUUUCCUCGUUCUCAGCUUUUCAUCAUUUCCUUGCUUUCGUGCAACUCUUUCUAACAUGGACAUAUCUUAGCUCAAUCAUUAACUUACCAUGGAUUUGAGCUGUAUAUCACAUUCUCCCUAUCUCAUUAAUUUCUACAAUUUCUGCAGAUUCCGCAGUUGAUCUUCUCUACAAGGCCUUAGGUGGAGCCUGAAGAAUGGAUGGAGCAAAGCGUCGGUCCUUGUCUUAUUGAGGACGGAUGGUGCAUGCAAAAAGUAGGUUAGCUUUUGAAGAUACACUGUAAAGGAGAACAACAUAAAGAAGGGAAAAUGGAUCCAUAUAUAGGAAUACGAAAGGUGAUAGGGAAUGUGAAUUAAUAUUGCCUAAGCUAGUUUAAUCAUCCAUUCGGCACAAUUUAAAUUGGUUGUUAUAUCGGUCCAUCUGAUGGAAAUAUUUGUUCUUUAUCUUUGCUGGUGGCACAUGCUCAUCUUAGAUUGUACGCUUGUACAGUCUUUAUGUCCAGAUCUUGUCCUGUUGUUUCUAACAUUUAUACUAAAGGGUAUCAACUUACAUUGUUGGAAGGGCAAACUGCAGCUGAGUACUCUUGUGAGGUUUCCAGUUCUUGGGCUGGGGACAGGAGGUUCAAGCUCUGUUAUGCGUCGAAUGAACAUGUAUAAAGCUGUGUCUCAUGCUAUUCUUGCAAAAUUGUGCACUUACCAUGGGUAAUGAGUCCGGUUAACUGAUUUGAUGUAUUUGAACUGGAUUAGCCAUUUAUAUGCAACUUCCUUCGAUGUGAAUUUGAUGGAUAGUCGUAGACUCGUAGUUGAAAUUCUGGCCGUUCCAAGAGGAGUGGAAUAAGGUUAACCAGCGGAACGUGUCAAAGAAGUCAACCAGCACUAAAAUUUGUUUCUCAAACACGUCGAAACUCUUAUAUAGUCAGAAGCUCUUAUGCAUCAGUUACGUAAGAGCAUCCCAAUGUUGCACCAAUUCAGCAGAUUGUUGGAGAAUUUGAUGUAUUUCUGCUCUAAUUUAGCAGCAAAACAGCAAAAAUAAACAGCAAAGUGCUGCUUUUGCUACAGUAGAUCAUCAAAUUUGCUGUUGUACUGUAGAUGCAGCAAAUGGAGUGUCCCACCGAGGUUGUUUCUUUUAACUUUUCUGACUUUUUUUUUUUUUUUUUUUGGGUUUUAUUGGGUAAUUUGCUACACAAAAUAGAAUUGAUGGUAGGAGAUGAACUACAUCUAAACUGCAAUGUUGAUGAUUUGGUGUACAGCAAAUUGCUUCGACGCUGAAAUUACACUGGAAUUACUCUAACAAGUAGAACUACACUGUAUCAUAAGCCCUGAAACGUUUUUCUUGAUCAAUAUCCAUGGCCAC